This is a messenger RNA of Amborella trichopoda, 1571 nucleotides long. Lineage: Eukaryota; Viridiplantae; Streptophyta; Magnoliopsida; Amborellales; Amborellaceae. The record is from RefSeq and is a predicted model, not a curated record.
AAAAUAACUGGUUCCAUUUUUUUUUUUGAAAGCAAAAUAAAGCACUCAUCUUUUGAAAUCAAAGACAAUAAACAGCAUAUGGAUUGGAUUGACCUCCCAAGUAGUAGUAGCAAAGGGGAUCUGAUUUUUCUGAAAAUCCAGGAAAAAAAAGAGUACAUGUAUAAAAUUUUCUAUAACCUAGGUUUAAAAAUUUGGAUUCCACGUGGCGCCACGCGUCGCGCCUCGAUGAACAUCAACAAAAUCUUGAAGGGAAACGCCUUUACGGAACGCCUGUAAAUCACUGCAAUCCAAAAUAUUAAAGACACAGGAGAAGGAGAAGGAGAAGGAGAGGAGAGAGAGAGAGUAAUAGCAUCAAAGAAACCCCUUUUCUAUCUCCUCCCUCCUUAAACCAUCUAUCUUGCUCCUGCUAAGCGGGAGGCGGUAUUUUGAAAGCCGCCGAAACCAGUCAAAAGUGGUUUUCAGACCCCAUCAAUGGAGGAAGAGGAAACCCCACCUGACAAUCUCAGGUGCAGGAGAAGCGAUGGUCGAGAAUGGAGGUGUUCGCGACCUUCAAUGGAGGGCCGGGCUCUAUGUGAGAUCCAUUACCUUCAAGGCCAAAAGAAUCGAACCAAGAAACAAGAACCAGUGCCUGACCAUCUUAGGUGCCGGAGAACUGAUGGUCGAGAGUGGAGGUGCACUCGCCCUGCAAUGGAGGGCCGAGCUCUAUGCGAGAUCCAUCACCUUCAAGGCCAAAAACGAAGCAAGAAAGAACCAGUUCCGGAGUCCCUGAAGUUGCCAAGAAAGAACAGGCGAUCUCACUCUAGGCCCGUUCAGUUGAAAAUGCAUAAAAGUUUGAGGUAUUCAGCGUUGAAAAUGCAGAAGAAAUGGAGGAAUUCAGAGGUUCCAGAAAGGUUUCCUGAGAAGUUUGAGAGGGUUUUUAAGAUGGUUUUGAAGAAGAUGAAGAUGAAAGAAGCUGAGUUACCUGAGGAACUGAUAUGGAGAGUGAUAAAGAGGAGGAUGGAGAGGAAGAAGAGUAAAGGGGUUUCUGGAGUGGGGGAAAGGACUAGGGAUUUUCCUAACGGGUUAAUGGCAAUUGCUGGAGCUCCAGAGAAGGAGGUUGGGGUUUUUAACAAGAAAUUAGGGUUAGUGUUGGGUUUGGCUCCUGGUUUGUUGGCUAGGAGGCCGGUUAGAUCAAAGAACGCAGAGCCUUUUAACCAAGAAGCAGUUCAGAUUAUUCCAUGGAAACGAAGUGGGUUAAAGUCUAGGCUUAAAUUUAAGAGCAAAAGUUGCCAUCAAUGUCAGAGGAGGGAUGAUUUCAUUGGUGUUCGAUGCUCAAGCUGCCAAACAUUGUGUUUUUGCAUGGAUUGCAUAAAUAAAUGGUGAUCUCUACUUAAGAGUAAGAAGUGGUUACUUGUUAUUGGAUUAGGGUGCUUUACUGUUAGAGGCUCAAUGGUUGCUAGACAUGAGCAUACUGAUUUUUUGUACUCAAUGAAGAAAAUUUGAACCCGUAAGCUUGUAGUACGGUUCCAUGGGAUUGAAAACUCAAUAACUAAGUGAAAUGGAGGGGGACAAUUUUACAUGGUCUAAUAACC